This is a messenger RNA of Drosophila kikkawai, 333 nucleotides long. RefSeq lists its product as uncharacterized. The record is from RefSeq and is a predicted model, not a curated record. Lineage: Eukaryota; Metazoa; Arthropoda; Insecta; Diptera; Drosophilidae.
GCAUAAUGGGACAAGUCGUUAGUCGAUAAGUGCGAUGGAUGGAAUGCAUGACACGCAACCCGGUUGCGGAUAAAAGCAUUUGAGCUUUGAGUGCGAGUCACACACGGUUUUUGCUUCCAAGAUGCCGAUGGCGGCACUGAUUCUUUGCCUCUUGCUGAUCUUCACCUGCAGCCAGGCGGCGGCAGACAGUACUUUGUGGGGUCUUGACCAAUUGGGAGCUUACUUCAGUGGCAUCUUCCGGUCUGUAGUGGGUCCCCUCUUCGGCUUUGGACCAACAGCAAACAACACCGCCUCCGCCUUCUAAGCCUAGUUUCCUGCUUACCGCACCAGUCC